Messenger RNA from Caenorhabditis remanei, 306 nucleotides. RefSeq lists its product as uncharacterized. Bases 1 to 306 code for a protein of 101 amino acids. Gene Ontology annotation, cellular component: extracellular region. Gene Ontology annotation, molecular function: hormone activity. The record is from RefSeq and is a predicted model, not a curated record. Lineage: Eukaryota; Metazoa; Nematoda; Chromadorea; Rhabditida; Rhabditidae. The transcript has 2 exons.
AUGCUGCGUUUUCCCAUUCUUCUCUGCCUUCUGGCAUCCAUCUGCCUUUGCUCUGCUCACCACAACCGAAACUUCGAUCAGCUUGAGUAUGCGCUCGGGCAGGACACCAAGGCUCUUUCAAGACCUCGUCGUGUGCCAGCACCAGAAGAGACUCGGUAUUGCAGAAAGCGAAUGUUGACCUAUAUUUUCAGCAUUUGUGAGAAGACUUGUGAUUCAAAAAACGGAAAAGACAUUGCGACGGAGUGUUGUGGAAAGCAGUGCUCUCCAGAAUUCGUUCGUCUUCAUUGUUGCCCGUCGACUGUCUGA